Aspergillus novofumigatus IBT 16806 is the source of this 891-nucleotide messenger RNA. RefSeq lists its product as uncharacterized. The transcript has a single exon. Bases 157 to 588 code for a protein of 143 amino acids. NCBI's taxonomy places the organism in Eukaryota, Fungi, Ascomycota, Eurotiomycetes, Eurotiales, Aspergillaceae. The record is from RefSeq and is a predicted model, not a curated record.
GCUGAUCCUGCUCGCAAUAGCUGCCGAUGAUACCGACAAGGACCAAGCCCUGAACGCCACUGGGAGUGUUAAAUUCUUUACACUGGCCGAUCGUGGUCUUUCCACCUCGGGAAUUGAGAACAUGUUCAGCACCAGAGAGCUUCUUCUCCCUGCCGGAUGAGAUCGAAGCUACGGUCCCCUGGAGCGCAAACAACACCGGACUGGAGAAGACUUGUAGAUCCGUCCUUCAACAGGCCGAUCAGAUACCAAGGAGUCGCAUCAUCUCCAGUUUGGCGAGAAAACAUGGCCAAUUCAUGGAUCAGCGACGAGCAUCUCCCAGGGUUGGAGACCAAGUCGUUGGCAAUAGAUUUGGAGCAGUCAAUGCGCUGCUUUGCUCAAGGACUGGGUUUCCAGGAGGACUUCUUCAAGUGUCAAUCAUAUCUUCCGGCAGGUGGAACUUACACCAUGCGUCUGCUGCAUUGCUUGCUCUACCCAGGGAGCCGGAUGGCAAGACAUAUCACCAUGCCCCGUGGGCAUGCAGACUGGGAAUUUUCGACUCUUUAUUUUAGAAAAAAGGAUAGAGUGUACUGUAAGUCUGUCCUGGUCUGAAAGUGAUCACCGACUUUGGAAUCGGUGAUGAAUGAAUAUUGUCUGCAGCCUCGGCGAUCUGCUUAAACGUCUCUCAGACGGCGGUUUCAGGACAUUGCAUCGAGCGAAGUCGCUCUCAGGCAAAGGUGAUUGCUUUGACGAUCUGUAGGACAUUACGUAUUUCAACCGGCCCUGCAAGGUCUCCUGGAUUCAGGUCCAUUGAAGACGUACCCCAAGGUUGACGGGGACGGGUUCACUACCAAUGCGAUGAGGCGUUUAUUACAAUACAGAAGAAGCUAAAUGCCAUGAAGGUAGCUACAGGAC